Messenger RNA from Penaeus vannamei (Pacific white shrimp), 1683 nucleotides. The record is from RefSeq and is a predicted model, not a curated record. NCBI's taxonomy places the organism in Eukaryota, Metazoa, Arthropoda, Malacostraca, Decapoda, Penaeidae.
AUGAACCACACAACUAUGAGGUCCAAUACAUGUGGUCCUCAUAGCUAUAGAUCCAAGUAUGAGGCCAGGAAGACCCAAUAUCCUUAUAAGCGGUUUUCAUGCUGGAAAAGAAAUUGUACAAAGCUGAGUAUAAGCAAGAAAACAAGUGUUCUCGCCCUGGGCUGUCUGCCGCACCUGCGUCUCCGCUUCACAUUAACACCUGUUGAAGGAUCUUUUACAUACACAGCUAACAGCCACUCCAACCCACAAGCCACUCCACCUUGCCACUCCACCUUCAGCCACUCCAACUUCCAGCCCAUCACCUUCAGCCACUCGCACCUUGACUCCACCCACAGCCACUCCACCUUCAGGCACUUCAGCCACCCACCUUCAGCCACUUCAACUCAGCCACUCAGCCACUUCAUCCACAAGCCACUGACCACACUCAGCCCACAGCCCACUUCAUGCCACAGCCACUCCACACAGCACACUUCAUCCACAGCCACUUCCACCCACAGCCACUCCUACCUUCGUCACUCCACCUCUCAGCCACUCCACCUUCAGCCACUCCACCUUCAGCCACUCCACCCUCAGCCACUCCAACCUUCGGCUCCACUCCACCCACAGCCACUCAUCUUCAGCCACUCCACCCACAGCCACUCCACCUUCAGCCAACUCCAACAGCCACUCCACCUUUCAGCUCAGCACUCCACCCACAGCCACUCCACCUUCAGCCACUCCACCACAGCCACUCCACCUUCAGCCACCUCCACCCACAGCCAUCACCUUCAGCACUCCACCUUCAAGCCACCUUCACCACACCUUCGCCACUCCACCCACAGCCACUCCACUCAUAGCCACUCCACCUACAGCCACUGCCACCACACCGCACUCAACCACUUCCAUCCCACAGCCACUCCACCUUCAGCCACUUCACCACUCCACUGCACAUGCUCUGCAGCCGUGCUUCUCCAAUCUCCAACGCACACCACUCCACUGCGGCACAUUACUCCACCUAUAACCACUGCAAUUCCCCUACAGCCACGCCACUCCACUGCAGCCAUGCUACUCCAUUUACAACCACUCACGCCCUCUGCAAUUACUUACAGCCAUGCUACUCCACCUACACUAUCCACCCACGCCACUCCACAAUCUUCAUCCACACCACUCCACUGCGAUAUCGGGGUCCACCUAAAACCACACCGGUCCAUCGCAAAGUCACUCCACUCCAAAAGUCACGUCACUCAGAGCCACGUCACUCCACCGAAUGUCACGUCGUUCCACUGUCGUUUCAUUCCACUCCACCUCGCCAUGUUAUCAUCAUGCCACUCCGCUGCAAGCCAGUCCACUUCCAAGCUCUCCACCACCACUCCACCGCCAAGCCAGUCGACUUCCACGUCAUUCACCGCCAGCCAAUCCACUUCCACGCCCCUCCACCGCCAGCCGGGGCCACUUUCACCCCUCACACCCACUCCCUCCCCACAGCCACAUCGCACUUCCACUUUCCCUCCACCGCCAGCCAAUCCACUUCCACGCCCCUCCUCGCACCCUCCAACGCCCAGCCCCAAUCCACUUCCACUUCCCUCACCGCCGCCUCAAUCCACUUCCACUUCUCCGGGCCAAGGCUGGCCGCCGCCUCUGUCCCUCGGCGCUGUGUUGACAAGGCUCGAGUCCACGACCUCGUUCCUUCUGAGAUUUCGUUAA